Ipomoea triloba (trilobed morning glory) is the source of this 561-nucleotide messenger RNA. Its product is annotated as fasciclin-like arabinogalactan protein 1. The transcript is spliced from 2 exons. Lineage: Eukaryota; Viridiplantae; Streptophyta; Magnoliopsida; Solanales; Convolvulaceae. Gene Ontology annotation, cellular component: plasma membrane. The record is from RefSeq and is a predicted model, not a curated record. The coding region runs from base 1 to 561 and encodes 186 amino acids.
AUGGUUAGUUAUAUGUUCGUGAGUACAUGUGCGGCUGCGGUGUUCCUCUCUCUGCCCUGUUGCUCCUACCGUGAGGCUUACAACAUUACCGCCAUUCUGGCCAAGUACAAGGAGUUCUCUACCUUCAACCACUACUUAUCACUCACCCACCUAGCCGCCCACAUCAACAACUGCAACACAAUCAUUGUCUGCGCCGUCGAUGAUGCCGCUAUGGCAGAUCUGCUCGCCAAGCACCACUCAAUCUACUUCCAUGUGCUCUUGGACUACUAUGGUGCAAAUAAGCUCCACCAACUCACCAAUGACACUGCAGUCACUGCCACUAUGUUCCAAGCCACCGGGUUCGCUCCGGGUGCUGCCGGAUUCGUCAAUAUUGCAGAUCUAAAAGGCGGAAAGGUCAGAUUCAGCCCUCACGACAAUGGAGGAGGACUCCCUGCAACUUUCGUCAAGGCCGUUGAAGAGAUUCCUUACAACAUUUCCAUCAUUCAUAUCAAUAGUGUACUGCCAUCGGCGGUAGCUGAAGCGCCGGCCCUGAGCCAAGCAAGGCAAACAUCACUAAGCUAA